ACGCGCGAAAAAAUUCCGAAAAAAAACAAAAAAAAAUAGAUAGGAGACAUCUACCCUACCCAAUAAAAAUACAAAUAAAAACAAAUAGAAGACAAGCUAUUAGCCAUAUCGGAGCAGCAACAAAUUCGUUUAGUUAUAAAUAAAAUGUGUCACGAAAGUGCCAACCCUGAAAUAGUGGACUCUCGAGCGAACCAAUUGAGGUUUCAAUUAAAUUUUUGGUUAUAACCGAAAAUAAAUAGAAAUUUUCGGAGCACGAGCAACAGUUCCAAAAUAGGAUGUAAAUUUUCUAAAUAUGAAAAAAUAAAUUAAAAUCAAAGCACAAAAGCAAAGAAAUCAAAGAAAUCAAAACGAAAAUGUGCCCAAAAACGUCGAAAACCACACCGCUUCUGUUGAUCGCCGGAAUUUGUUUUGUGAUCGUGCUGGUCGGGAUCACCGGAAUAACCCUGAUCAAUAACAUAAAUCUCUCGAACAUAAUCCGAUUGAACGAGAAGGUGGCCAGCGAUAGUGUCAGCAACAAUGAGAACCAGAUCAAGGAGCUAAACUAUGUGAACAAUCAUCCGCGAAAUGUUUAUCUAAAGUUGAAUGCCAGCAAAGAGGAUGAGGAGGAGCAAAUGCAAAAGGAGCAGGGUCAGGAGCAUGAGCCACUGGAAGUGCCCAAGAUAUCGGCAGUUGUUGGUGGCAGUAAGGUUAAAGUCCGGGAUAAUCACUUGAAGGAGCCGUCGGAAGGCAUGCCUCUUCCAUUAUCUACUCCUCCACCACCACCUCCAACUUUCACCACUUGGCCUUCUUCCGGUGAUUCCCCCAAUUCUUCCGGGGAUUCGCCCUCACCAUUAGUGGACACUCCACCUUUGCCCUUCGGCGGGGUCAAGUACAACGCCUCCAGCGGUUUGAUUGAUUACGAGAAGCGAAACCAAGUCGUCAAGAUGAUGGAGCAUGCGUGGCACAACUACAAACUGUACGCGUGGGGCAAAAAUGAACUGCGACCGCUGUCGCAGCGUCCCCAUUCGGGCAGUAUCUUUGGAUCCUACGAUCUGGGGGCCACCAUUGUCGACGGCCUGGACACCCUGUACAUAAUGGGAUUGGAGAAGGAGUAUCGCGAGGGUCGUGACUGGAUCGAACGGAAAUUCUCGCUGGACAAUAUCAGUGCGGAGUUGAGUGUGUUUGAGACGAACAUUCGAUUUGUCGGCGGCAUGCUGACGCUGUAUGCCUUCACGGGCGAUCCACUGUACAAGGAGAAGGCCCAGCACAUUGCGGACAAGCUGCUGCCCGCCUUUCAAACGCCCACGGGGAUUCCCUAUGCGCUGGUCAACACCAAGACCGGUGUGGCCAAAAACUACGGCUGGGCCUCCGGCGGCAGUUCCAUCCUGUCCGAAUUCGGCACCCUGCAUCUGGAGUUCGCCUAUCUGAGCGACAUUACCGGGAAUCCACUGUACCGGGAGCGCGUCCAGACCAUCCGCCAGGUGCUGAAGGAGAUCGAGAAACCGAAGGGCCUGUACCCCAAUUUCCUCAAUCCCAAGACGGGCAAAUGGGGACAGCUGCAUAUGUCAUUGGGAGCCCUGGGCGACAGCUAUUACGAGUACUUGCUGAAGGCCUGGCUGCAAUCUGGCCAAACGGACGAGGAGGCACGCGAGAUGUACGACGAGGCGAUGCUGGCCAUUAUGGACAAGAUGGUGCGAUUCAGUCCCGGCGGACUGACAUAUGUCUCCGAUCUCAAGUUCGAUCGGUUGGAGCACAAGAUGGAUCAUCUGGCAUGCUUUUCGGGUGGCCUUUUCGCUUUGGGAGCUGCCACACGGCAAAAUGAUUAUACGGACAAGUACAUGGAGGUGGGCAAGGGUAUUACGAACACCUGCCACGAGAGCUACAUUCGGGCACCCACUCAGCUGGGACCGGAGGCCUUUAGAUUUAGCGAAGCGGUUGAGGCGCGAGCACUGAGAUCGCAGGAGAAGUACUACAUCCUGCGGCCGGAGACCUUCGAGAGCUACUUUGUGCUGUGGCGUCUCACGCACGACCAGAAAUACCGCGACUGGGGCUGGGAGGCGGUCCUCGCCCUGGAGAAGCACUGCCGCACGGCACACGGAUACUGUGGCCUGCGAAACGUCUACCAGCAGGAGCCACAAAAGGACGACGUCCAGCAGAGUUUCUUCCUCGCCGAAACGCUAAAGUACUUGUACUUGCUGUUCUCGGACGACUCUGUGCUGCCGCUGGACGAGUGGGUGUUCAACACGGAGGCCCAUCCGCUGCCGAUCAAGGGGGCGAAUGCGUACUACAGACAGGCGCCCGUAACGCUUCCGGUUUCGAAUGCCUCGUAAGCGGGAUCCGCGUUGCGCCGCUGGCUUUUCGGCCUGUCCCUAGCAAUGCACCUUAAUUAGCUCUCGAUAUUCACAUACUUAUACGUGUACCAGAUCGUAACUCUUUUUUUUUUUUCCUUGGGUAUAAGUUUUUAGUUAGUUUACGUGAUGUAAUGACAACUGCGUACGCAAGAUAUUGUAUGAACACAAUCAGGCACACACACACACAUACACGACACGAGAAACUUUCUAUGUAACAUAUUUAUAAAGCUUGCACAUAUAUAGGAACUUAAAAUUAAACUGAUAUAUCGUAGUUUAGUCCCUAAAUGUUUGCACAAGUUUCUUCGAGUCUCUUUUUUUGAUUUACCUAAUGAAAUAGUAUAAUCCGAAUAUAGUUGACACUGAUGUGGAUGGUUGAAAGACCUCAAUUUCCGUUUAAAUGCGAAUGAUAUAGGCGUAGGCAAACUCUCUUGAUAUUAAUUAUGAUAUGAUACGAUACAUGAUAUAUGAUACAUGAUAUAUGAUACAUGAUAUAUGUGUAAAUGUAAAACUCAGGUGUUCUAAUUAUGAUUUUCCUUGCGUUCAUACAAGGCUCUUUCGCACUAACCAGCUACGUAACUAUCUCUACAAGCAUUCUAUACGCAAUUCUCGAUCUGCGACUAUAAAUCUGAGUCUGGAUUUAUGGCGACCAUAGCGGGCAUUUCGAUAGAUCUACUCUGCUGAUUUCCAAUUCGAAUCUUGACCACUUUGUUUUGUACAUAAUUUCUAUUGACCUUCCUCGCAAAAUGAAGGCAGAAGAAAAUCGAAUUGAUAUUUAUACAAAUAUAUUCUUACACAAUAUAGUUUACUUUGUAGUCUAAAUAUUUAAAUAUAAAUCUAAUAUAGAGUCUAGCUUACUUUAUGUGACAAAACAAAUGUAACGCGAAUUACCUUAAAUCCAGAACAUCAAGCGAAACGAAAGUAAAUAAAAUAUUUAUAAAAAUAUAAUUAAAUAAAUAUAUAUUUGUAUUUAAUUAAAUCAAAUAAAACGUAGGCAAUUGUUAAAAUAAAUUAAUUAUACGAUGGCACGUGCUGAGCAAACGAUAAUUUAAUUUUUAACAACUGUAAAGGUUUUUUAUAAAAAUAAUAAUACCAACAAUAAUCAUAUUAAUAAUUCUAUUGAUAACUGUAAUCCGUAGUCUAAGCCACAAGCAUCGCAUGAUAAAUGAAAUAUAGAAGUUAUUCAAUUGUUUUUUUUUUUUUGUAACAUACGCAGCUUGUACUGUGUAAAGUGAUUUAAAAACCGUAAAAAUAACAUAAUAUAUAAGCUAAGACACUAAUGUAAAACCGAAGAAUUUUUAACAAACAUUUUAACGAAACAAAAUAAUAACAAAUUUAAUUAAAUUAAAUCUAUAAAAUGGAAAACCUAAAAACCGCAUGCUAAUAAAUGUAAAACAAGCAAAAAUGUUAAAAAAGAAUAAGGCGCCAACAAAAGUAAAAUCGAAAUUAAAUAAGCAAACUUUUUUUGUUUAGAUCAAAUUAGAAAUGAGCCCAAUAGCGAGAUAUAUGAUAUAUCCGAUGAUAAUGCCCAAUACCCAGAUUCGAACGACAGUUUGUAAAUGCAGCAUAUAUAAUACAUUCAUCAACUGCAGUCCCUGAGCUGCUGGAGAUGACAAUUGUAUUUUGCAUAAAUCAUAAGUUUAAUAAAGGUCUAAUAAUUAACUUACAA
Messenger RNA from Drosophila gunungcola (fruit fly), 3996 nucleotides. It is a transcript of the gene alpha-Man-Ia, whose product is annotated as mannosyl-oligosaccharide alpha-1,2-mannosidase IA. Bases 354 to 2309 code for a protein of 651 amino acids. Gene Ontology annotation, biological process: carbohydrate metabolic process; N-glycan processing. Gene Ontology annotation, cellular component: Golgi membrane; endoplasmic reticulum. Lineage: Eukaryota; Metazoa; Arthropoda; Insecta; Diptera; Drosophilidae. The record is from RefSeq and is a predicted model, not a curated record. The transcript is spliced from 7 exons. Gene Ontology annotation, molecular function: calcium ion binding; mannosyl-oligosaccharide 1,2-alpha-mannosidase activity.